UGAUGUUGAUGGUGGUAAACAACAACAGGAACAGGAAAUCAUUGGUCAUGAUAUGAAAUUAGAUAAUCAAUUUCAUGAUAUGGAUAUGGAUCAUGAAAAAAUUGUUGACUUUUGUUAUGAUGAUGAUCAUGAUGAUCAUGAUGAAGAAGAUCUUGAAUAUUUAGAUCUUGAAGAAGAAGAUGAUGAUGAUGACGAAGAAAAAGCUACAACGACCACCACUCAAUUCAAUAAAGAAUCAUCUACUAGUAAUUUAAUGGGCACUAAAAAAAAUACAACCAACUCAACAACAACAACAACAACAACACCAUCAUCAACAACAACCAAAGCAUCAUCGUCGUCAUCAUCACCAUUUGUUAAUCGUGUCAAAGUUUUUGAAGAAUUAAUUGAAAAUUGUAAAUUAAAUUGUAUAAAAGAAUCAUUAAUACAAUCAAAUGAGAUCAGUAGCAAUGGACAAAUGGACAAAACAACCAUAUUGAUGGCUGAAAAACGUUUGAAUCAAAUUAUUGAUCAAUUAUCACGUUUACGGCAACGUUUUAUACAACGAAGUGAAUCAUCAUCAUCAACAUCAACAACAUCGUCAUCGUCAACGGAUCAUGAGUUUUCAAAAAAUCUAGAUGGCUCCGCUUCCGGAACUUCAUCAUCAUCAUCAUCAUCAUCAUUGUUUUUAGAUCAGACCACAAUUCAACAACAACAUCUUCAGGAUAACAUUAACAUUUUUGCUGCAUCCAAAAUUCAUCAUUUAUCACAACAACAACAACAACAUUUGACAAACACUGGUUCAUUAUAUGAAUCAUUAUCGGCCAAUACAAUUCAAACCCUUAUGAAUUCACAAAAUCCAUCGACAUUUAAUCUGGAAAAUUAUCUUCAUGGUCGAUCAUCAAGUAAUUUAUUUUUGAACAAUUUACUUCUUUCAACAUCACAUCAACAUUUCCAUCAUCAAUCCACAUCAGAUUUACAUCAGAAUCAAAUAAAAUUAGCAACGGCUGCAGCUGCUGCAGCAGCAGCGAUGGCUACAACAGUAAAAAAUUCAACAGAUUCAUCAACUGGAAUUGCUCCAAUCAAUAUGGAAGCAUUGGAUAUUGAAAAAAUGUCAAAUUCAAUUCUGAAUCAUUAUAAUGCUGCCAUGUUGAUGCCAAAUUUAUUGAAUAAUUUUACGGAAUUAAAAUCCAAUCCUAAAAUGGAAACAUCAUUGAAGAACCAUAAUAAUCAUCACCAACAAGAAUCAUUGCAUAUGGAUCAUCAACAAGAAUCGACCAAAGAAUCAUUGAUUAAUCAACUAAAAAUGGUAACUGUUAUCAAAUAA
Molecule: messenger RNA, 1303 nt
Organism: Dermatophagoides farinae (American house dust mite)
Lineage: Eukaryota; Metazoa; Arthropoda; Arachnida; Sarcoptiformes; Pyroglyphidae
Source: RefSeq, a predicted model, not a curated record